Messenger RNA from Anguilla rostrata (American eel), 4139 nucleotides. RefSeq lists its product as uncharacterized. Lineage: Eukaryota; Metazoa; Chordata; Actinopteri; Anguilliformes; Anguillidae. The transcript is spliced from 5 exons. The coding region runs from base 1 to 1275 and encodes 424 amino acids. The record is from RefSeq and is a predicted model, not a curated record.
AUGGCCCCGCGCUCCAAAACCCCCACUGCCGAAAUCGAGAGGAGCGCGUACAGGACCCCCGUCUGCGCCGGCCCCCCCGCCCACCAGCACCAGCCUCCCUCCUCUGUGGGCCAGGAGCGGCUGCAUUGUGAGGACCCGUCCGGGCCGCGGCUGCAUUGUGAGGACCCGUCCGGGCCGCGGCUGCAUUGUGAGGACCCGUCCUACAGCGCUGAGAACCUUCGCCGUAUCGCCCGCAGCCUGAGCGGCACCGUCAUCAGAACCCGGCCCGAGCAGCUCGCUGGCUCCCACAGCUUCGUUCUGUUCGUCAAGACGUGCUGGGACGGGAAGGCACCCCUGGACCUGUUCUACUCCAUCCUCCCCUCUCCGCCCUCCCUGCUGCCCCCGCCCCGCCGCGCGAGCAUCGGAAGCAGAGUCUCACGUCGCGCUAGCCCCUCCCCCCACCUCCCCGCCCCCCACAAUCCCCCUGUGUUCCCCGCUGACCCCCAACACCACCAUCAGCACCACCAGCACCAACACCACCACCAUCUCCACCCAGCCCAAACACCUCACCCGUCCCAGCAGCUGCUGAGGCCCACUGUGACGGGGCCCGUCCGGGGACACCCAGGAGAUUCCCAGAAGGCCCACAAGUUUUUGGCUGUGCUUGACGGGCGUGAAGCUCUCCCCAGCGAAAGCUACCACAGCGUGGCACUGAGCUACGGCACGCUGCCGCGGGCACCUCGGCGGACGGCCUCGGGGUCCUCGCUGCCCAGGGACAGCGCCCGCACGGGCGAUCUGCUCCAGCAGCAGCAGCCCCCCCACAGCCACGCCCACUACGCCACCCUCGCCCACCCCCGCCACUCCGCCCCCGCCGGCCGCCUCGCCCCUUACGGACAGCCCCCGCCCCCCCACGCCGCCCACGAGCACCCCCUCCCCCGGUACCGCACCCUCCCCUCCCCCCACCCCCACCCCCACCCCCAGCAGCUCGAGGGCCCCGCCCAGCCCGUCCGGCUCGACGUGCCCCCCGACGGAGACUGGCGGGGGCGAGUACAGGAAGGCCCCCCCCGUCCCACACCCACCCCACCCCCACCUCGCACACCGCACCCCAGCUGGCCCCCAGGCCCGGCCCGUACGCCAGGGGGCCCCCCGGCCGCGCCCCGCUCUGCUCUCUGUGCCAGCAGGUCCCCGCCGAGCCCUCGCGGUACUACUGCUACUCCUGCGGCAUGUACAUGUCCCGCUUCCGGCCCACCAGCCGCUAGAGCGCCCCCCGCAGGAGGGCGUGAAGCUCAGCGGCGGUAGACUGCGCCAGCUGCUCUGUGCGGGACCCCCCCCUGACGACACCUUUGGGACCAGCUCUACGCCGUCAGCGCGCUGCGGAGCAACCGACCGGACCGUCGCCCCAACCGACGCUCACGUGGAACGCCAAGCUCGCGGCUCACUCUUUUGCUUAGGGUAACUGUUAAACGGUGCUGCGUCGUCACAGUGGCCCGUGGGCGAGAGAGAGACAGGGAAAGCCGCGGAGGGAUACAUUCGUUCCGUCUCUCUGACCGGAACUACUUCCGGCUGCGACAGGACUUCUCAGCGUACCGCUUCCUUUUACGCCAGAACGGAAGUGUUGUCGUCGUCCUCUCAGUGGAGACGGAACCUCCCUGUCCUUUCCACAGGGCUGCCUUUCUGUUUCAUUUUUUUAACGUGUUCAGCGAACGUGUGCGUUAGCUCCUCUGUGGACUCUGGGGCCUGAGAGGCAGACGUGUUUCAGCUCCUGGGGAGCGAUGCGCUCGGCUGCAGGAGAGCCCUUUCGGAUCAGUGGAGCACACGAACCGGGAUGUCCCGUCAGAACACAGAGGCGCACCGAAUUUGGGGUUGUAUGGAGGACAAAUGCACGCAGCGCUUUUGCCCCGGUAACACCCCUCCAAAACGGGCGGGGCAAAAAGAGGGCGGAGGCUCAAGGCCUUUAUGACUGUGACCAAGGAAAAAGGGGAGGGGUCCCAGCGCUUAACGGACACCGGUCAACAGAGGAGUCGACCAAUCAAGAGGAGGUCGCUACAGUGGCAUCAUUCAAAAUUAAUAUCUGGGAGAAUCGAUUUAGCCACGAUUGCCACGGUUUCAUUUUUUUCAUGCAAUUAAAAUGGACACCUUAGAAAGACAGUUACUCUGACUUAGAGGAGCAGCUGAAGGGGUCCUACGUAGUUGAGGUUUUGAUUUUGUUUUUGUUUCUGUUUUUUUUAAAAAGGAGCAGGUCUUAGUCUUUUACACUUAGCAAUUUGGCUCCUUUGUGAGGUCCUCAAGCUUUUGUUUUUACUUUGAGCUAUUUAUUUUUAGGAGACGGGUAGGUUGUGUAUAGCUUGUACAAAUGUUUUAACUGAAUGCUUCUUGUACCCAGAAACAGGCCUGCUUUACUUUUGUAUUUCUCUAUCCUACCAUUGUCUGCUAGCGUCGUAGAGUUGGUAUGGACUGAACAUUUUAACCUUUCGGAUGGAGAGGUGACCGUAACUUUUCCGUAAGUGGAAUUAUUCGUAGCAAACAACUUAGCCUUGCAUUUAAUGUUACAGGCAUAGACUGCCUAGAUGUUAUACUGAAUAUUUUUUUGAACAGUAGGAGAAGAUGUAAAAAAAAAAAACGCUAUAUUUUAAGACGAUGUGAGACGUCUGUUCUCUAAGUGCUUUGUGUUUACUUUAUGUGCAUAAAGACGAGUUGAGCGCAUUUCAGAAGUGCAAAGGUGGAUACCCACCACUGUUCUGACUCAAUUGCCUUUGUUCCCCGGUUUUCUGGGGGAGAUAUUCCGGGCUAGCCUAUUUUUUUAAUAAACGUGACGGCACUGCUACGUAGCCCAUUAGCCUCGUUAGCCUAAAUACCGUGGUACAGGAUUGAAGUUCGAACGUCUGAGAAAGGUACCCACUGUUAGGAUCAUGGAAGACGUGUUCCGUUUUUGACAUUUAAAUGCCUACCCGAAAUAACUCUAAAGAGGGCUUUGCCAAAUCGUGAGUACUAGAUUGGUAGCAUUAGGGCCCAAGUCUAAAUUAAUGAAUAAUAUCCUCCGGUUUUUUUUUUGUUUGUUUGUUUGUUUUAUUUGGCGGAAAUUCCACACCAUUGGGUCAGCAAAUGCUUCUGUAUUUACAGGGUUUAAAAUAUGUGAUUUAGCCUUAUUGUACUGUGGUAGCGACAUGCUCCAGUAUCAUUUCUCUCUCUCUCUCUGCGUAAAGAAUACUACUUCAUUUGUAAUUCCGAAAGAUUAAACUCGAUCACGUACAGGAGCGUCUUGCUUUCGGAGGGUGACGUACCGUAGAAAUGGGUCCUAGAAACCAAACUAUUUGGAGGCCUUGCAUAUGCACAAUGUUCGGAGUUUAGCGAAGGCCAGGAUGUUAGAACAAAGUACGAAACGGAAAACGGACAAGAUAUACAGCCUUAAGGACUAAUGCUGUCGGACACAUUCAGCAGUCUGAUCAAAUAUUGAAAUAUUAUAUUAGAUGAAAUAUUUAAUCAAACUGCUGAAAGUCUUCUGUCAGUUUUAUUUAUUAUUUGCAGACAUUGUACACAUUUGGUGCCCAUUUAUGAUUUCCUAUUUUGCUUGAAGUUUUACGAUUUCAGUUUUACACCUUAAUGGCUAUGUUUUUGUUUUGUUUUUUUAAUUGAUUUUAAUUUGCAGUGUCAUUGCCAACAGGAGUUAAACUGCACUGCUGCUGGGAAAAAGGGUGGGUGUUGCUACACAAAUUGAGAUUUGGUUCUCUUGAAACAACAGAAGCAAAAACUGGAAUGUCUAACUUUGCAAAGAUUAGCUGCGUUCUGUCAGUGAGGAUCUGCCCUGUAUUCUUCCUGGGGUUAUAUGGUCAAAGAAGCUGAGCUAGUCUUGAGUCCUGGUGUGAAUGCUGCAAAACACUGCACCCUUGUGGAUUUCCAGUAGAAGUGCAGCUUACAGAUGUGACCUUUUUUUUUACAUUUUUUUAAUUUUUAUUAAACAAACAGGAUUUACAACGACUGUAUAUACACGCGUGUACAGAUAUUACUAGCCUUCGGAAUGAAGUGUGACGAGGAUUUCUUGACAAUGUAAAGGAAUUUUGAUGGAUUUCCACUCGUUUGUAAAUGCUAUGCCGGCAGAUGGAAACUUGUAUUUUUGCAAUAAAGUUACUAUGACGAUCUCCAACAGGAGCAGGGGCACAGUUGAA